AUGCACAUGAUCACGGUCGCGACGUGCGCGCUCGACCAGUGGGCCCUCGACUUUGAGGGCAACUGCAAGCGUAUCCUCGAGUCGAUCAAGAUUGCCAAGGCCAAGGGCGCGACGCUGCGUGUUGGUCCCGAGCUCGAGAUCUCGGGCUAUGGGUGCCAGGACCACUUCCUCGAGGGCGACAUCAUUCUGCACUCAUGGGAGAUGCUCGCUCGUAUCCUGAAGGAUCCGGAGGCGCGGGGCAUCGUGUGCGACAUUGGCAUGCCGAUCACCCACAAGAACUCGACGUACAACUGCCGUGUUAUCAUUCACGACGGCAAGAUUGUGCUGAUCCGCCCGAAGAUGUGGAUGGCCAACGACGGUAACUACCGUGAGCUCCGCCACUUUACUCCCUGGGCCAAGCACCGCGAGACAGAGGUGCACUACCUUCCCUCGAUUAUCUCUGAGAUUACGGGCCAGGAGACAGUGCCGUUCGGUGACGCCGUCGUUCCGACGGCCGACACCUGCCUCGGCGUCGAGCUGUGCGAGGAGCUCUUCACGCCCGCCUCGCCGCACAUCGCGAUGGGCCUCGACGGUGUCGAGAUCUUCACCAACUCGUCCGGCUCGCAUCACGAGCUGCGCAAGCUGAAUCGCCGCGUCGAGCUCAUCAAGGAGGCGACCAUGAAGCUCGGCGGCAUCUACCUGUACGCGAACCAGCAGGGCUGUGACGGCGACCGGCUGUAUUAUGACGGCUGCGCCAUGAUCGCGGUCAACAGCAAGAUUGUCGCGCGCUCCUCCCAGUUCUCCCUGAACGACGUCGAGGUUGUGACAGCUACCAUUGACCUCGAGACGGUGCGCGCGCACCGCAAGGCGAGCUCGAGGCGCAUGCAGGCCGCUCAGCAGGAGGCGUACGAGCGUGUUCCUGGGCUCGGCGGCGUCCGACUGUCGUCCAAGGGCAUGAUGCUCGGAUGGAAGGAGACGAGGCCGAGCGACCCGGAUAUGGUCUACCACAAGCCGGAAGAGGAGAUUGCUCUCGGCCCCGCUUGCUGGCUGUGGGACUAUCUCCGCCGAUCGCGCGUGCAGGGCUAUUUCCUGCCUCUUUCUGGCGGUAUCGACUCGUGCGCGACCGCCACAAUCGUGCACAGCAUGUGUCGCCUCGUCGCCACCGCCGCGCGCGAGGGCAACGAGCAGGUGAUCGCCGAUGCGCGACGCAUGACGGGCGAGCCUGCCGACAGCACGUACAGCCCGACGGACCCGAAGGAGUUUGCGAACCGCAUCUUCCACACCUGCUACAUGGGCACGGAGAACAGCUCGAACGAGACACGGACGCGCGCGCGCCAGCUCGCCGAGGCGAUUGGCGCGUACCACGUCGACCUGAACAUGGACACGGCUGUGUCGGCCGUGCUGGGCAUUUUCCGCAUGAUCACGGGCCGCACGCCGCAGUACGCCGUGCAUGGCGGCAGUGGGGCGGAGAACCUCGCCCUGCAGAACAUCCAGGCGCGUCUCCGCAUGGUCGUCGGGUACAUGUUUGCGCAGCUCCUGCCGUGGGCGCGCGGCAAGGUGGGCGGCCUGCUCGUGCUCGGCUCGGCAAACGUCGACGAGUCCCUCCGCGGAUACCUGACCAAGUACGACUGCUCGAGUGCCGACGUCAACCCCAUCGGCGGCGUGAGCAAGACGGACCUGAAGCGCUUCAUUGCCUGGGCCGAGGGCGAGUUUGAGAUGCCCAUCCUGCGCGAGUUCCUCGAUGCCGUGCCUUCUGCCGAGCUCAUCCCCAUCCAGGAGGGCAAGGGCGUGCAGUCGGACGAGGUCGAAAUGGGCAUGACGUAUGACGAGCUUAGUGCCUUUGGCCGUCUCCGCAAGGUCGACAAGUGCGGCCCCUUCAGCAUGUUUGGCAAGCUUGUGCAGGAGUGGGGCGCGUCGCUUUCCCCGGCUGAGAUUGCGCAAAAGGUCAAGCACUUCUGGUUCACGCAUGCCAUCAACCGCCACAAGAUGACGACACUCACCCCCAGCGUACACAUGGAGAGCUACUCGCCCGACGAUAACCGGUUCGACCUCCGCCCCUUCCUGUACCCGUCCAGGUUUGAGCAUCAGUUCAAGCGUAUCGACGAUGAGGCCAAGCGUCUCCAGGGCCUUAUUGACGAGGGCAAGAUCCAGCCGAAACCCGACGACGUGGACUAG
Messenger RNA from Trichosporon asahii var. asahii CBS 2479, 2154 nucleotides. Its product is annotated as NAD+ synthase (glutamine-hydrolyzing). The coding region runs from base 1 to 2154 and encodes 717 amino acids. The transcript is spliced from 4 exons. The record is from RefSeq and is a predicted model, not a curated record. Lineage: Eukaryota; Fungi; Basidiomycota; Tremellomycetes; Trichosporonales; Trichosporonaceae. Gene Ontology annotation, biological process: NAD+ biosynthetic process. Gene Ontology annotation, cellular component: cytoplasm. Gene Ontology annotation, molecular function: ATP binding; NAD+ synthase (glutamine-hydrolyzing) activity; glutaminase activity.